AUGUCAUCUUUUUCAGCUAAAGUUCUCUAUUUUUUGAUCACCGGUGCUCUUCUUUCCGCAGUCUCAACCAGGAAGCUAGCGGUGAUUCCAGCAACGGAGGUGGAAGAAAAUGCUUUAUCUGGAAGCUUUGGUAUCGGAGCUGGAGCCAACAUGGGUCGUGGUGGCCUUCUAGGAGGAGCAAUUCCUGGGAUGAAUACGGGUGUCGCCGGUGGAAUCGGUGGUAGUUUCGGACCUGGUGUUGGAAUUCCGGGAGGCGGACUUGGUGGCCCCGGCGGCGGAUCCGGGGGUCUUGGUCAAGGAUUUGGUGGCGGUGGAGUGUUUGGAGGUGGUGGGUCGAAUGGUGGUCAGGGUUUCGGAAGUGGAGGUGUAGCUGGUAGCAGUGGUGGUAUAGGCGGAGAUCAAGGUUUUGGUGGUGGUGGGCUUGGCCGGAGCAUUGGACUUGGUGGUGGAAUUGGAACAGGUAACACCGGAUUGGGUAACGCGGGAAUUGGUGCGGGGAUUGGUGCCGGUAUUGGUGGCGGUGGUCUAGGUGGGAUUGGCAGCGGUGGUGUUGGUGGAGGAGGUAUGGAUGGGCAGCCAUGUUCGAAAAUCUGGAUCUUCAAAUUGAUACUCUACUGUUUUCGUAAUAUUUUCGAAGUGAUGAUUUCCAAAGAUAGCUUUUUCGAAGUCCUUUAUUUAUUUAAGAUGAUAUGAAGAUUGGAGCAUGCUUAGGAUGUUCGAGGGAGCUCUCAUUAAAGUUUCGAAAUUUUUGGAGCUAAAUUGAAUAGUUUGGAAAAUCAAAAAAUGGACAUUAACCAGGUUAAAACACGAACCACGCUUUGGUACUCUCGUUGUUACGUGGAAAAGGUAGGAGUUGUAAAUGUGUCAUGUCAUUGAUCAGGUUAAAUUGAAUAAUUUUUACACGAGUUGUUACAUGUAAUGUAAGGCAUGUCAUUACAUGGGUUGUGUAACAUGAUCUGGUAGUUAUCUUAGAUUUGCAACUUACGAUUAAAAGGAGAUUUCUUGUUAUUUUUUUGGGGUCUUCGACCAAGGACUUGGAAGGGGCGAUUUUGAAAGAUCAUAUCAUCAUUUAGCACUUUGGAAACAUUUUUUCUUUGAUUUUGUAAGUUCGUUUUAAGAUUAAAUCUUGUUGAAUUUGUAUUCUAAGUUAGUCAUGUGUGGCUAACUUUUCUCAUCAUUUCCGGUUAUAGAUCCUUAAUUACUAGUUG
Molecule: messenger RNA, 1208 nt
Organism: Lactuca saligna
Lineage: Eukaryota; Viridiplantae; Streptophyta; Magnoliopsida; Asterales; Asteraceae
Source: the annotation of a GenBank genome assembly